Molecule: messenger RNA, 2308 nt
Organism: Drosophila persimilis
Lineage: Eukaryota; Metazoa; Arthropoda; Insecta; Diptera; Drosophilidae
Exons: 2
Coding region: 30-2105 (691 amino acids)
Source: RefSeq, a predicted model, not a curated record
CCCCUAAACGAAAACUUAAAUCCAAUAAAAUGUCAAAGAAACUCCCAACUAUAUCCGUAACUGCCGAUCAUCACUCGUCGCACUCCGAUGCAUCAUCAUCAUCGUCAUCCCGUGACUCAGACAGCAAUGACAUGGACUACGGCCGGAAUGGCGCAGGCGGCGUAACCGAUGUCGAGGAUUUCGACAGUCAGGCAGAGGUCCUAAAGCCCAGCUCCCGACGUGGUUCCGCAAAUGCCCUAAACCCCAAGCCAAAACAGCAAAAGGCCAACCCAUUCGACAACGAUGUGACCGAUGUGGAGGACUAUGACACCGAGUCGGAGGACGAAGAGAAGAGCGUCGCCUACCCAGAGCUAAAACUUUCGCUGAGGGAGUUCUUACAGCAAGGCCUACAGAACCAGGAAGCCCUCGACCAGGAUGGCAAGGAGAGAUGCGAAAUAAAAGACGGGGACUUCGUGCAAGCACAAAACCUCAAUGGCCUGGCCGACUAUCUGACCGACUGUGAAGACUACGACACCGACUCCGAGGUGGACUACGGCUGCGAGAAGUCCGUUUGUGUGGAUCUGGACAACGCCGUGGGCGAUUUGGGACGCGUUAACAUAGCCGAUGGCGAAAAGAACCAGGAUGACUCCGAUGAGUACGAGGAUGUGUCCGUGAUCAGCGACAUUAGUGACUUGGCCUCGGCCAUGUCCGACUGCACCGGCAUCGGUGUUCGCGGCAUGUCCGAGGACGAGGUGCUUGAGGUCUCUGACAGCGGCAACGAGGAAGUCUGCCAGAUCGCCUGCUCGGGCAGUGAGUCGGACUCGGAGCAAGGGGCAGCCGGAGGUCAGAGUGUAAGUGAAAGCAGCUAUCCCAUCGAUGUGGCCUUCUUCAGCGUCAGUGGACAGCCGCGUCGCAACUCCAAGUCCACGUUGCCCAUGCCUGGGCAGAAGCAAUUUCUGCAACUGGCGACUAGGAACGAAGAGGUGCUCACCGACGUUGAGGGCAUCGAUGACUCGGCGGCGGAGGACAGUUUUGACAAUGAGGAGGGCGACGAGCAGCCCAUACCACGUGCCGUCAUCCUAGCUUCUGGCGAUGAUGGCACCUGUCUCACGGACAUCGAGGACAUGUGGUGCGAGGACACUUCACUGGCCAGCACAGUGCCUGAAGUUAUUACAGUCUCGCCCGAGGCUUUGCCGUUGCCGCAUCGUGAGGUCGUGGAGCUGAAGGAGGACAAGAACGGAGACACGAUCACAAAUGUCAUGCCCAUGGACAGCAACUACGAGUUUGGCAUCUACAACCACCAGAAAGAUACCGUCCACACCGACUCCGAGGACUACUCGUGCGCCGAAGAUUGGAGUCUGAGUCACUCAGUCGCUGAAGAGGCUGCUGUGGGUGGGCCAGGUCUGAUCGAAAAUGAGGUCAUCGUUUCUAAUGAGCUGAUGAAGCAGCAGCAGAACAAACGCCUGGAGGUCCACUCUAACGCCGAGUCCGUGACCGAUGUGGAGGAGAUAUUUGUUCCCGGUACGAACCGUCGUAAGAAGUUGAAAACACGCACCCUGAGCAAAGGCAAGAACAAACUGCUGGAUGUGGCCAAGACCAAGGAGGAGGGCAUCACCGAUGUCGAGGACAUGGACCUGAGUGAGUGCGGUCUGCCCCCUGGAGUGAGGCGCGUAGACCAACUGAAGCACCAGGCCAAGGGUUCGAAAAACUCCGAUGCCGAGGACAUAUCCACCGACGAUGUAUCUGAUAUUUCUGAUGGUUCCGAUCCACCACCGCACCCACCGACAACUGAGAGGGCGUGCAACAAGAGCAAGCUCCAGCCGCUCCACUUGCGGCUGCUCAAGGAGGAUGUGGUGAGCCAGCAGAACACCGACACCGAGGACGUUCAGCUGCCUUCGGAUGCCGAGGAUGCCCUUGAGGAUCCUCCAGUCAUCCUCGUGGCGAACAGCGAUAGCAAGGAGCUGAACGACAUGCUGAAUGAGAGCUACACCGUGGUGCACGAGAAGAGUGGCCGCAGGUUCAACAGCGAGUCCGAGAAGCUGCACAUAAAAGGCAUGAUUCGUGAUGCCCAUACCGACGUUGAGUAUGUUGAGUCCGACGAGUCAGCCGCUAGAGGAGGCAACUAGUGUCUUCUCCGUGCCCUGGUCUGCUCCGAAACGAUUCGGUCCCAGCUGUUGCUAAAAAGCAUCUCAACAAUAGUUCAUAAGUGUUCAUUGAUACGAAAGUCCUACUGACAAACCCAACACAUACACUCAAGCAUUUUAAACCCUUCAGGAGAAAUUAAUCGACACAUCCAUUCUGGAUACCGAAACGAGCUCACAGCAAAUCG